Staurois parvus is the source of this 279-nucleotide messenger RNA. NCBI's taxonomy places the organism in Eukaryota, Metazoa, Chordata, Amphibia, Anura, Ranidae. The record is from the annotation of a GenBank genome assembly.
AGUGAUAUGAAUAUUGCCUCAUCAUUGGUGUCAGUGGAGAGGAAUAGUGCCCCAUCAUUGGUGUCAGUGGGAGGAAUAGUGCCCCAUCAUUGGUGUCAGUGGGAGGAAUAGUGCCCCAUCAUUGGUGUCAGUGGGAGGAAUAUGCCCCAUCAUUGGUGUCAGUGGGAGGAAAUGCCCCAUCAUUGGUGUCAUGGGAGGAGGAAUAGUGCCGCAUCAUUGGUGUCAGUGGGAGGAAUUGUGCCCCAUCAUUGGUGUCAGUGGGGGAGGAAUGCCCUGUCA